Messenger RNA from Colletotrichum phormii, 6268 nucleotides. RefSeq lists its product as uncharacterized. The record is from RefSeq and is a predicted model, not a curated record. Lineage: Eukaryota; Fungi; Ascomycota; Sordariomycetes; Glomerellales; Glomerellaceae. Gene Ontology annotation, molecular function: ATP-dependent chromatin remodeler activity; ATP hydrolysis activity; ATP binding. Gene Ontology annotation, cellular component: nucleus. The transcript has 3 exons. Bases 206 to 5968 code for a protein of 1920 amino acids.
UACUGCAGCUCCUCUUAAGCUUCCCGCCUUAUUCUCACACAAUCUGCCUUCAUACUCAUACUGCUUCAAGCUCAUUCACUCGCCAGACUUUGGUCUCACUACCCAUGCCUGAGGACUCUGUGUUCUCAAUUACUCGUCUUCUUCUGUCCAUUGCUAAUCGUCUCUUCGUUCUCUAGCUAUUCUCAUGUCCUAAGCGGCAGCCACCAUGGAGGGCAAUGAGGAUGAUCCCUUCAAUUGGGAUGUCGAACAGCUGGUGCAUGAGCUAUGCAUCGCUGAAAGUCGGCCAUGGCAUCCGAGACUUGCGACCAAGAGACCCAACCCGACGGUCCUCGCAAAAGCACUGCGUGAGCAUGACAUUGACGGCGAGACGCUUCUCACCUACGAAGACGUCAUGCCGCCUCUUGACGGUCUGCUCAGGGACUUAGGCAUCGUCAAGAUCGUUCACAAAAUGACGAUUGUCAAAGCCAUCAACUAUCUCAAGUCUAAAAGCCGCGAGUAUCGCCAUCAGAAGGUCGAAAUGGCCAAAGAGGAGGCGGAUAGCCAAGAAAGCUCGCUGGAGCUGCAUGUCAACGGCGAACCGGAACGCGCAGCUCUGGAUCCCAGUAUCACGGAGGACCCCGCGACGAUUACCAAGACGGAAGACAUCACGAUGCGUGGCACCGCGGAUCAAGAUACAUUGGCAUCCGGCGUUGAAGAAAAAGACAAACAGACGAACGAACCACCUCAGAAGAAGAGAAAGAUGGCGCCAACUCUGAUCACAGCGACUGUCACCGGAAUUGGCAACAUACCUCUCAGUACAGCAGCUGACGAUGUUGUUACUCGGAAAGCUGUGACAGCGAGUACUCGGCCACCUAUAUCGAACGCGACCCCUAGCAGAAGCCGUGGGAAGACACCACCGGCCAUCCCGACAGUAAACGAUGACGCUAUCUCUCGGGAGCUCGAUACAACUAGCAUACGGUCUUCCUCGCAUGCGGCUUCCAGCAGACCCCAUGGGAAUACCCAGCGAGUGGACCAAGAGCUUGUCUCAAGAUACGAUUCUCUGGGGGCGUACUUUGGACCUGAUGCGCUUAUCAUCGGCCGUCAAGUCCCUCACUCAAGUCUUGUACCUGGUGGAAGCUCCGCAGAUGAGGGUAGCAAUACAUUUCACUUCGUUGCUAAGGGAUUGAUUGCCUCUGGACACAGUCGCCAAGUCCACCGAGCGUUGCGACGACUAAUGCGCACGAAUGAUAAGUCUCUGACGUUAUUGCGCAACGGUGUAUCUCCUUUCGUGGAGCCUGAAGAGGAAGAUGAGCUCCUUCCGGUAUUCGGAGACUCCGAUGACGACGAAGGUUACGACACAGAGACAAGGGACGCGAUUGAGGAAGAGGAAGAGGAGAAAAGGCAAGAGAUGGAACUUAAGUCUCAUCACCUGACUUCGCAUGAUGUCCAACGUGUGCUAGAGGAGGAAAUACAACGGAUUGAGGCCUCUUGGGACGAGAGAAAGCUACUCAAAAAAGAGUGGAAGGCCAACGCCAUCUGGAACAAGGCCCGGCGUACUGGUCUCGUCCGACAAAUAGCGAAUGCUACAUCUCGACUCGAGGCUCUCAAUAACCGCAUAGAAAAGCUCUGUCGAGAGAUCAAACUGAACGAAUGGCCGGCUAAAGACCAGCUGCGCAGACAAGCACGAUGCCUCGAGUCCAGUGUCGAGGACCGGCGAGCUGAAAAGUGGCUUCUCGAUACCUUGCGAGGACCCGAACCUACCCGACCACUGACGAUGCCCAAGCAACGGCCAAUUGCAGCCCCGCGGCCCGAUCUCUCUGACGAAGAUGGCGAUCUUAUCACCAGCGGCGACGAUGACGACGACAAUUUUGUGGUUGGCGACGACGACGGUUUGGUGGUUGACGAUAUGACCAACGCCAUGUCGCCCGUGGCGAGCGGCUCUCGUCCAGAAAGACCCAUGGAUCUGGAUGGCCCUGAAGAGGUCUCAAUGCAGGAACCUCAACCUCUGCGAUUGCUCAAAGGCGAGUCGCCAGCCGACGCUCUCGUCGACAUGAAAUCCGACGAUGGCAUCAUCGACUUGACAAUGUUUGACUCCGAGCCUGAGAAUGAGCCCGCCCGUCCUGAGAAUGAGCUUGCACCUCCUGAGGGGAAUUUCAUCUCUGUAGUCACGCCUGAGAAGCCAAGGACCACGGCAGCCGCAACGCCAGCUCCUGAAAGCGAAAUUGAUGAGCAGCCACCGCCUACCCAGGAACAGCUAGAAACUCCAUACGACCAAUAUGGAAAGAUUGGGGACAUCGCACCGACUAUAUGGAGAAAGCAAGGAGACGGCAAGCGACUUUUGAUCUGUGUCAUCUCGAGGCUAACCUCGCGAUGGAGAGUGGCCUUCUUUCGCAUUAUCCAGAGCAUGGCUCCCGCUGAUAUCUGGACGGACCUUGUGAUCACAGCACUAGAAGAGCUGCCGGAAAGUCACAGCCAAGAGAGUGCAGUCGAGCUCGGCACCGUCAUUGCCCGCUUGUUCAGAGUCUUCGCACUCUGUAAGCCGGCAGCUGCUAAUACCAUCACAAGAAGGCUCAACAACAAAGUCAAGGUCAGGAAGAUAAAGGGGAAGGUAGAUCAGUUUGAAGAUUUCUGUGAUUUCGUCAAAACUGUUAUAUUGCCCAACUUCCCUGAGGGUAACCAAACCAGCAGCUCGGGCCGUCGUGGAAGCCUUGAUAGUGGAGAGUCUUUGGGAAAUUUCACCGACGACGAUGUUGAAGACUCUCCGUCUAAGAAACGGAAGCCUUUGGUAGCCAUGGAUCAGACCGCCAUAGAUCUCCGCGAAAGCGACCGACGCCGAAGAGAAGAGCAGGAGCAGCGGCGGAAGGAAUUACGCAAGAAGCUAGCAGCAUCCGACACCAUCUCGAGCGACAAGUCACGUCUCAUUAUUAACGAAACCAAGGGAGAUGACGAAGGCCUGAUCUACAUUAAUAGCGACAUCGGUCAACGUAUCAAGGACCACCAGAUUGAAGGUGUCCGUUUCCUGUGGAAUCAGAUCGUCUACGACGCCAAGGUGCGGCAGGGAUGCCUCCUCGCUCAUACAAUGGGACUCGGCAAGACCAUGCAGGUCAUCACAUUACUUGUUGCUAUCGCCGAGGCCGCGCGAUCGAGAGACGAGUCUGUUCUGUCACAGAUUCCAGAGGACCUGAGGCAGUCCAAGACUCUGGUACUUUGCCCGGCCUUACUUGUCGACAACUGGAUGGAUGAGCUGUUGAUGUGGGCUCCCGAUGGGGUUCUUGGUCACUUCUACAAAAUGGAAUCCGUCGUCAAUGCACUGGAGAGAGCCCCAAUGAUCCGUGACUGGGACAAAACCGGCGGCGUGAUGAUUAUUGGCUACGACAUUUUCAAGAAAUUGGCUGUUCCCUCAGGGGACGAGAUGUUCACGCCCCUGGAGGCCAAGUCGAUUGCGCAAAUCCUCACAGAAAGCCCUAACCUCGUUGUUGCGGAUGAGGCUCACAAAAUGAAGAACCCCGAAUCGAUGAUAGCUAUCGCAGCCGCCAAGUUCAAGACUCAACGACGAAUCGCACUCACCGGUUCUCCUCUGGCAAACAAUGUGAUAGAAUUCUAUUGCAUGAUUAAUUGGGUCGCUCCCAAUUAUCUGGGUCCACUGGCAGAGUUCAAGGACUAUUAUGCCGAGCCGAUUCAGUCUGGUCUUUACGAGGACAGCACCGGAAGCCAGUACCGAAAGGCAAAGAAACAACUUGCUGUUUUGGAGGCUACUGUAGCGCCCAAGACGAACAGAGCAACAAUCAAGUCCUGUCUCAAGAACGACCUUCCGCCAAAGAUGGAAUUUAUACUCACUGUUCCCGUGACGCCCCUCCAGGCCAAGCUCUACGACGCUUUCUCCGCCGCCCUCAACAAUGGCGCGAACGUUGCAAGCGCCAAGACUCUGGGUGCCAACAUCAACUUUGGCCUCAUCGUCAAUCACCCUCGUUGCUGGCAAAAGAGACUCACGGAGGAGCGUGCGGCAUUGCUAAGGAAGGAACCGGCUACCCUGACUUUGUCAAGCACGAUCAUUAGCGAGGGCCUGAGAAUCUUGCAGCGAGAGAAGGAUGUGCCUUCGCCUGCCUUGUCUUGGAAAGUGCAGCUUCUCGUCGCCAUUUUGGACCAAUGCGAGAGGAUGAAGGAGAAAGUUCUCGUCUUUUCACAAUCAAUCCCGACCCUGGAUUAUCUGGACAAUCUGUUCAGACAACAGCGGAGAAGAUACUCUCGGCUGGAUGGCAGUACCCCAAUCCAUAAGAGGCAGCAACAAGUCAAAAACUUCAACAGUGGCGAAAACCAAGUCUAUUUGAUUUCAACGACAGCUGGUGGGGUUGGCCUGAACAUUCACGGCGCCAGCCGCGUGGUCAUCUUCGACUUCAAGUAUAAUCCUAUUCACGAGCAGCAGGCGGUCGGUCGAGCAUACCGCAUUGGCCAGCGAAAGCCGGUAUAUGUCUACAAGUUCAUCUCUGGCGGGACAUACGAACAAGCGCUUCACAACAGAUCCGUGUUCAAGACCCAACUGGCAUCACGGGUUGUGGACAGCGAAAACCCGAAAAGAUGGUCCAAGAAAGACAACGAGUACGCCAAAGCUCGCUGGGAGCCCGAUCAGGAUGACCUCAGUCCAUUCGCCGGCAAGGAUACUGUUCUCGACAGCCUUUUGACCCACCCAGGCAUGUCCCAGGGCAUACGCUCGAUUGUCAUGACGGACACCUUUGAAGAGGAAGAUACGUCCGAAAUCUUAACGCCUGAGGACUUGAAGGAUGUGAAGAACCAGGUCUACAUGAAUUCUAUCCGCAACACCGACCCAGAGAAGUAUCGUGAAAUGGAGCUGGCACGAAUCGCUGAACUUGGCGCUCCAGCCUUGGUGGGUGCAACAUCGUUCAUGCCACAAACAGUAAACCAAACCUUUGGUGUGGUUGGGAGCAGCGGUCAAACACCAAUUCCUGUUCCAAAUUUCGCUCAGAUGCAUAACUUCAACACAGCCCAGGCUUUCACUCCACCGGGAGGCAUCACGAAGACCUUGCCAGAUCCAAUGAAGCCGCCGCAGAUUACGGCUGUGCCUGUGCCAGUGCCUGGUGCUCUGACAACUCAGAUGGACGCUGCAGCAACACAACAAGCCGCCGCUCCCUCGCAUUCAAUACAGCCUGCAACUAUCGGUCCUGAUGCCCAGACUAGGGAGCAACCUGCUGAGCAGAUAUCAGUAGAGUCUCAAGUAGUUGGCCCAAUGCCUAUGCCCAUGGCUGGUGCAAAUACCUUCUUCAGGGCUCAGCAGACACCAGGUUCUCCCCCGCCUGCGGAAAAAGCUCUCUCAUCUCCUGCGGUAAAGAAAUCUAAGAGGUCCGGAUACAAUUGGGAGCAGCAGUUCAGGGACAAGAUCCUCGAGUCACUCGAUAUGAUAACGGACUCGGCGGUUGCUGAUGCGAUCAUGGAGGACAAAGUCGUCCUGACUGACCGGAUCGCAAGGUCGACAUUGCUCGUGAGAUCAGAGCUCAAGGAAGGAGAAUUGCCUGAUAACUCGCAUUUGAAGGAGCUGUGCGGUUUGAUGGGUAAUCCGAGAUUCGCUGCCGCAGUCCUCACAGGGCAUAUUCCUCCCUCCGAGCUUGCGUACGCGUCGACUGAAGGACUCAAGAACCUCUCGAACGAGUGGGAGGCGCUCCAGGAACAUGAGUUCCGCGAAAGACUCAAGCUGGGUCAAGUCACGACUGAGGCGCCUAAACAGCAUGCGCAGAUCGUUUCCGACUUGCCCACCAAACCUUUACCACCCGUUCGCCGAGCGAAUCCUUUCCAGGAAGACGACGACGACGACAACGAUUUGGAUUUGCUUAGGGAGGUUGCGGAAACAAGGCGACAGCGUGCGCCUAGGCUUCCCACAUGGGCAAGCAGAGCGGUGGAGGAAGGGGGACUUGAAGAACAACGGCGGACAUCAGAGCCCUCGUCAUCGGCGUCGGCGCCGGCAGGGCAAGGUUUGUGAGUGCGCAGAUUAGGCGUUUGCAACAGGUAUUCGGGUUGUUCUUUAAGGGGGCAUUUUCAGGCAUCUUGGAAGGCAUGGGCGUUUGACGGCAUUGCAAGGCCGGCUUUAUGAUACCCUUUUUGGAGGCGUUCAUUUGGAGGUUUUCUGAUUUCUCGCGGAGGACUUUCUAAGGGCGGCAUAGGAGUCAUUUGAGUUGAUGCCAAAAAAAUAGCAUGCAAAUGAACACCGUUUGGUAAGCCUAGGUAUCUGGCUCAAGGCUCACUCGGGGUAAUCAGACUUCUCAACAUUCAGGCGAGGCGG